UUCUUGAUUCAGCAACAUUCCACAAUCAAAUCUCGAAGUAGUCGUGAUGCCUUAUGUGAAAUCGUCAGUGCAUUAGCGAGUUGCCAGCAAGCCGGAGGUCGAGUCGCUCAGUUGCUCUGUUAUGUGCUAGAUUUGAAUUCAUGGGAUGAACGAAAAGUGGAUGAGCCAGAUCAUGAACGUCGUCAUAUAGCCUAUAAUCAACUGUCUCAAAUAUGGGAUUCCGGUGAAGUGAUCAACGUUNCUAUUCUACAAAUGAUUGUGCACAAUCAUUACUUCACAAUCACCGAGGUGAGCAAAUGA
Messenger RNA from Anisakis simplex (herring worm), 300 nucleotides. NCBI's taxonomy places the organism in Eukaryota, Metazoa, Nematoda, Chromadorea, Rhabditida, Anisakidae. The record is from the annotation of a GenBank genome assembly.